This is a messenger RNA of Miscanthus lutarioriparius, 381 nucleotides long. NCBI's taxonomy places the organism in Eukaryota, Viridiplantae, Streptophyta, Magnoliopsida, Poales, Poaceae. The record is from the annotation of a GenBank genome assembly.
AUGGCGGCCAACUCCGCAGAGAAGGCGCGGCCCCUGGAGCAGUGCGAGAGAGAUCUGGACGUGGCGAUCGAGUGCCGGGUCAACCUGCGGUUAGAUGCCGCUGGUGCUCAUCAUGAUGACGUCCACCCCGCCACCGCUGCCGCCGCCGAAGAAGAAGAGGAGCAGCGCACCGUCGAUGUUCAUGUUCCGUCAGACGGUAGCGACGACCGCACGGAUCAGUGGAUCGAGAGUUUCAUGGAAGCGAUGGCGAGCGUCGAGAACUGGGGCGACGCCAGGGCCCGCGCCGCCGGGCUCCUGAAGGACUUCGACGCCUCCGUUGAAUCGACAACGCCAAAAGAAGAUCACGAACUGGCAGAUCGAACACCAGCAUUACAUCGAUGA